GGAGCAGCAGCUGCCACGAGCUGAGAAGAGCUUAAGGCCGGAGACGAGCGAGUGACACUGGGGGAGAAGACACAAGAGUCACCGUCACCGACCGUGUCCCCGCCGAGCAGUUAACGUUACCACCACGGCACCACCCGAUAGAUGGUUGCCGAGAAGUCUCCUCCCGGGGCUGCUGGGAGCCUGGCCAUGGAGAGCGGCGGCGACAUGCGGGCGGAGGAGUACGCGCAGGACGGGUCCGUGGACCUGCGCGGCAACCCCGUGCUCCGCUCCGAGCGCGGCGGCUGGACGGCUUGCUUCUUCAUCGUCGUGUACGAGCUGUUCGAGCGGAUGGCGUACUACGGCAUCGCGUCGAACCUGAUCAUCUACCUGACGGACCAUCUCCACCAGGGCACCGUGGAGGCCUCCAACAACGUCACCAACUGGUCCGGCACCGUCUUCCUCACGCCGCUGCUCGGAGCCUACAUCGCCGACGCAUACCUCGGCAGGUACUGGACCUUCGUCGCCGGCUCCGCCAUAUACCUCGUGGGAAUGGUGUUGCUGGUGCUGUCGGUCUCCCUGCCGGCGCUGAAACCGCCGCCGUGCCACGGCGAUGUGUGCCCGAAGGUCUCAGCCCUGCAGCUCGGCGUCUACUUCGGCGGGCUGUACAUCGUGGCCUUGGGCAACGGCGGCACCAAGCCCAACAUCUCCACCAUCGGCGCCGACCAGUUCGACGAGUUCGACCCGCGGGAGAAGAUGCACAAGCUCUCCUUCUUCAAUUGGUGGAUGUUCACCAUCUUCCUGGGCAUCCUCUUCUCCUCCACCGUCCUCGUCUACCUCCAGGACAACGUGAGCUGGUCCGUCGGGUACGGCAUCCCCACGCUGGGUCUCAUGGUCUCCAUCGCCAUAUUCCUCGCCGGCACCAAGCUGUACCGCCACAGGUUGCCGCAGGGCAGUCCGUUCACGAGCAUGGGCAAAGUGGUCGCCGCCACGCUCUGCAAGUGGAACGUCCCCGUCCCGGCCGACGCCAAGGAGCUGCACGAGCUGGACGUCGAGGAGUACACCAGGAAGCGCAAGUUCCGGAUGGACUCCACCAACACCAUGAGGUUCCUGAACAAGGCCGCCGUGAAGGUGAAGGAUGACGUCGGCAACGGCGGCUCGCCGGCGAAGUGGAGCCUGUGCACGGUGACCCAGGUGGAGGAGACGAAGCAGAUCAUGAAGCUGGUGCCGCUCCUGGUGACCAUGUUCGUGCCGUGCACGCUGAUCGCGCAGACCAACACCCUGUUCGUGAAGCAGGGCGCGACGAUGAACCGGCACAUGGGCCCGCGCUUCCAGAUCCCGCCGGCGAGCCUCGGCGCGUUCGUGACGCUGACCAUGCUCAUCGCCGUCGUCGUCUACGACCUGGUCUUCGUCAAGGCCGUGCGUCGGUACACCAAGAACCCGCGUGGGAUCACCAUCCUGAAGCGGAUGGGCAUCGGCAUGUUCCUUCAGGUGGUGACGAUGGCGAUCGCGUCGGCGAUCGAGAGCCAGAGGCUGGCGUACGCGCGGCGCCACGGUCUGGACAUCACCGGCGGCGAGCUCCGGCUCACCAUCUUCGCGCUCCUGCCGCAGUUCGUGCUGAUGGGCCUUGCCGACGCGUUCCUGGUAGUGGGCAAGAUCGAGUUCUUCUACGACCAGGCGCCGCAGAGCAUGAAGAGCCUGGGCACGGCCAUGUCCCUGACGGCGUAUGGCAUCGGCAACAUUCUCAGCAGCUUCCUGCUGUCCACGGUGACGCGCAUCACGCGCGACCGAGGGAACGCCUGGGUCACCAACAACCUCAACGCCUCCAACCUCGACUACUACUACGCGUUCCUCGCCGUGCUCGGCGGCAUCAACUUCUUCGCCUUCCUCGCGCUAAGCGCCAUGUACAGGUACAAGGCCGAAUCCACCGAGACGGUCGACAUUGCCAUGGGCCUGGAGGCCGAGAAAGCCAAGCUCCAGGCGGAGCCAUUGGGUUGACGAGAGAGGAAGCCAAGCUCCAGCCAUGGUGCGACUCGCGUGAUCAUGUAUCGAGCUGCAGAGCAUACAACUUUGCGGCUCCACUAUUAUGCUGUUAUGAAAAAAAAGCACAGGAUUCCAACAGGUAAUUUUCGUAUGAUCGCAUGAAAAAUGGGGAUAAAGAACAACAAAAGAGUUGCCUGCAAAAAAUAUCUGGCAACAAAGUGGAGGUACGCAAACAGAGAGUCAUGGCCAUGGGAGGGUAAUGUUGUACGCAUACAGAGAGUCACGGCUCAGAUCCUCUCCGACGCUAACCUGAUGGCCGCGACCGUGCAGGCAGAGGCGCAAUCAGCGUUAGCUGAUAGCCGAACGGCUCGCCGGGUUGUUCUCGUUCCAUGGAUCAGCAAAACUAUAAUGUCUUCGUGUGGAACGCUCGCGGGUUGAAUGAGUGAUGUCGCCGCGACAAUCUCCGCAAGGUCGUGAAUCACUGUAAUGCUUCCAUUGUAAACUAUAUGUAAUCUCACAUUUCUUAAUCAAUGAAAUGCUCGGAACUCGGUUCGUGAGCUUUGCUUA
Molecule: messenger RNA, 2526 nt
Organism: Setaria italica (foxtail millet)
Lineage: Eukaryota; Viridiplantae; Streptophyta; Magnoliopsida; Poales; Poaceae
Product: protein NRT1/ PTR FAMILY 5.2
Exons: 3
Coding region: 142-1974 (610 amino acids)
Biological process (GO): transmembrane transport; dipeptide transport
Cellular component (GO): membrane
Molecular function (GO): tripeptide transmembrane transporter activity; dipeptide transmembrane transporter activity
Source: RefSeq, a predicted model, not a curated record